CAGGUAAUUGUUAGAUUUGUGUUGCUAAGAAAAUAUCAAUCCGUCAAACAAAAAUCAUCGUCUAUGUAAGGCAAAACAAACUUUGCAUUCAAUAAGAUGCCAUGACAGUUAUGACUGAGGGUUCUUUACAAUUCAAACGCAUUUGUAGAAGCCCUAAGCUAAAAUUGACUGUCGACAACCGGUUUAAAGAUAUUUUGCCUGCAGUAGUUAAUGUUUCAGAUCUCUCAAAAUGUUUGCAAACUCAACUAACACCAAUAUCGAAAACUACAACUGGGCAUCGGUCCAGCUCAAUAUCAUUAUGUUGCCUGUUGGCCUGUCACUGUUGCUGAUUGUCAGUUUGUCUGCAUGCAUAUGUCACUGGUUAAGAAAAAGGCGUUUAAAGAUGUUGGCUAGACAACACAAGCGUCAGCAAAGAAAUGCCAGGGUGAAUCAAAAUCCAGAAAGAGUAGUAAGUUUUGCGUACUUUGAGCGCUCGCCAACCCGUACGAACUCGGUCAAUACACCAAGGGACCGCUCCUUCUCACCAACACAUCCAGCUACGCUUAGAAAGGAAAAGAUAAAAAAGAAAAGGGAGAAAAUGACUCACUCUUUAAUUAUAGAAAAUGGACACCAUUACGCUGAUAAAAAUCCAAAAAUUACAUCAGAAAAUCAUGAAAAUGCAUUAAACGGCAAUGCAAAUGUAACGAAAACACGGAACGGUAAGGUUGCUCCGGAAAGACGUGCGUCCGGAAUUCCUGUGCCUGUCAAACACAAUACUAGAGUUAAAAGGAAGACAUCUGUCGGGAAUGGUAGUUCAUCAUCAGGUGGUAGUUUUCUUGAAGGGAGACCUCAUACUGUAGAUACUAGUAAACCAUAUACAAUUGAUAUGGAUACGAUAAAAACACCUGCCAAAGACCGUCGAAAAUGGGUUAUCCCGGACACACCGAGAGUAGAUUAUGAUCACAAAGGCAGUCUACGUCUUCCACCCUUAUCUGAAAUACGAACGGCAAGUACAGCUUGAAAAAGCGUUUCUGCAGCGUUGCCUGGUUGUGUGUAGCUUUCUCUAUGAACGAAGAUUUUUCAUAUCAGAUUGUUUCAACCUACAGGGAUUAAUCGCUUGAAUGCCAGUUCUAUUAUUGCCAAGGGUGUUCAAUGAAGUUGCAGUAUGCUUUCCGCCCAGAUCAGUGAAUGUAAAAUAAAAAGGCCUGAAGCAUCGUUUUUAUUAUUAAGUAUGGUCUUCUUUAGCAUACCCUGAUGUAGCAAACACCACAGAAGGGAACGAUUGGUCAAUAUUGCUAUAGCUAAAGAAAAAUACAGUAAAUGAAUUAAAGAAAGCUCCAUUUUAUGGCUUGAUGCUGAGGUUAGCCUGCAGGUUUUACGUCAUACUAGAAAGCACUUAAAAAUACCCUUUUUUAUAAAAAAAAUCCUUAAGAACACGAGCCUCAAAAAGUGGUGAAAAGUUAAGAACAAUUGAAGAAAAAGCUGGGGCUGAGUUACUUAAGAUGUCAUUUUCAACAAUGUUUCAUCUCAAAAACGAGAAUGUGGGUGCUUUUACGAUGAAUUUUCAAACCUGUAGGCAAAUGAAAGAUGUCUCACUCAAUUUGUUGGCAAAUGAGGCUUGAUCAACUCCCUUAAGCGAUAAAGGUAGCAAUUGCACUGCUUAUACCCUGUUGAUCUCAGAACAAAUUAAGAACAAUCAACCUCAAAUUUUUUAAAAAAUUAAGAACGGUCAGCCUGAACAUAAAUUUACUGGUUCAUAUGAAGAAAAAGUGAAUUAGACAUCGCUCGGCCAAAUUCAUUUACCAAAUAGCCAUUGCGCAAGGUACUCUGUUUCUAGAAUCUUAAAAAAACGCAAAUCGCGUGUAAUUUGUUCAACAACAAGGACAAUAAACUCGAACGAUGAAGGCUCAGCUGUUCGCAAAUACUUGGAUGAAACAGGUAUCCAAUUUCUUAAAAGUUAUUCUCCUUUUGAGAAACAGUUCUGCGUACGUCAAAAGACCCUUGGACCUGUGCUCGUUUUUGUGUUGGAACUUAGGAUACAAAUAAGCUGUGUACAAUUCGAUUUGUAUUACAAGACUUGCUUUUCCUUAAAAUGAAGACUGAAAAUGAAGCCUCAGUGAAUGAUUCUUGUAUCGAUGAAACGGAGAAAGAAAUCAAGAUAUGUGGCAUGAAAGAGUCAGUAGUGAGGAUCGUAUUUGGAAUUAUCAUUGUCUUAGUUAUAUCAAUAUCAUGGGUUGCCGCCACACAGUUUGCAAUGAGGACAUACACAUCAAGUUUUUCAGCACCAUAUUUCACAACAUGGUUCACAACAUGUUUCAUGGCAAUAGUCUUUCCACUCUUCAGCCUUUCACAGUUUUUCAAGAAAGAGCCAUGGAGGUUUAAAGUAUUUUGCAGGGACAGUGCAAAAAUAUUUGGGCCACGUGGUGUUUGCCUUAUAAGCCUCAUUAAAUACACACUACCGUUUUGUAUUUUGUGGCUCAUUACCAACUACCUCUACAUCCGUGCUCUCAAAGAACUCAAUCCAGCUGAUGUGACAGCUCUUUUCUCAUCAGUCAGUGCAUUUGUUUACAUUUUUUCCAUUGCGCUUUUAAAAGAGAAGUUUUUCAUAACCCGGCUCACAGCUGUGUUAAUGUCAAUUGGCGGCAUUGUAUUAUUUGCCUCAACCUAUGGCUUCAAAGGACCCACAGCAGAGGGCAUUGUGUUGACUGUUAUAGCAGCGUCAGGAUCAGCAUUGUAUCAGGUCAUGUUCAAAGUCGUUGUCAAAACUGCAACUGGUUCUCAAGUGGCAUUAUUUCUUUCACUGUUAGGCCUCUGCAACAUUCUUGUGUUUUGGAUCGUUAUCUUGCCCUUCCAUUUUACAAAGUACGAAAGUCUCGAUUCUUCUGACUUUCCAUGGGUUUACUUGAUCGGCAGUGGCCUUCUAAUACUCGUGUUUAACUACAUGGUUAACUUUGGUAUUGCCUUCACUUCGCCGUUAUUUAUUGCACUUGGAACGCUGUUGGGUACACCACUGAACGCCGCGACUGAUUACAUUUUCAACAGGCAGUCGUUCGGUUACCUUAAAAUCAUAGCAACGUGUCUGAUACUCGGUGGUUUCUCGUUAAUGCUUAUUCCCAAUAACACCUUGCGUUCAUUUGAGCGAAAGCUUGUGUGUGCUAAAGAUGAGAUUGAGGAAUCAGAACCAAUCGAGGCUAGUGACAAAAUGUUCGAAGGCGGUAAAUCUACAAGCAUGUAAAUCUAGAGAAGACAAGUAAUCAAGGUAAUGAGUUUUUAUUAUUUGAUAUUGCAAACUAAAUUAUCAGAAGUUUUGAUGCUAUAGAACUGAUUGUUGUCUGCAAUAGUAAUUAACACUGACAUGUUAGCGAAUUCUUGCAGAAAUUAUAUUUUGUAGCAAAAUUCAGCAAAGAUUCCAAGCUUACAUCAAGCUGAUAGCGUUUUUAUAUUCAGUUUUGUUUAAUAUAUCACUAGGGUUUUAUGAUAUGGAGUUUGAUUGUUCGAUGUAGAAUAAAUAACAGCCAGGUAGGAUGUUUCUUGUAAACACUAUAACAGUGCUGUUUUAAUGUAUUGUCUGUUUUUUGUCAAAUAUGGUUAAUUGUGCAGCAAACUAGUAUAUAUUGCCACUAUCGAUUAAAUAGAACGUACAAGAGUCAUGCAUCAAGCGCUGCCCAUAAAGAUGGCAUUUCUGACCCCAUGUUGAAUGGCUUGCCCUUCUCAGGGACAUGACUAUGUACUGAACAUUCAGUACUAGAUUUGAUUGAAAACAGCGCUUUUUGUCUCAUAAUUCUUCAAAUUUGCACUUGAUCACUCAUACUGGUUCACUGCCAUUAUAAUCCUUUAUAAUACGUGUGUCGACCUUGAAAUAUUUGUUUGGUCCUUUAUGAAUAUUCGGUUACAAGUCUUUGAGAAGUUAUAAGAGCCUCUCUACAGCUUCCAAUUCAAAUUUGUUUCCCACAAGAAACUCAGUUUUAGUCAGUAAACUGACGCACAGCGUAGCUGCAGAAGACAUCGAGCCUACAGACUAUUCUGCUUAGGAACAUUAUUGUUUAUGUUCGAAUCUUUUAGAAUGUAUAUUUGAAAAUCCAUUCAUGGAUUCUACAGUUGAAAUCAGUUUUAUUGCCACUUAGUAUGUGAUGUUUUUAAUCUAAAUACAUGAUUGUUUUAACUUAAUCAGCGAAAAGCGAAAUCCAUAUUACUUUAUGCAAAUUAGUUAUUGUGUCAAAUUAAAAGUCGCUCCUCCGUGAUAGUCAUAACCCAUGUGUGCUUUCCAAGAUACUUUGCAAGAUUGAUGUCAAAAUCAAAAUAAAUAUCUAGAAAUGUGUGUGACCUCCCUUUGGCUAAUGUGUGAAGAUUUUUCUCAGAAAAACCGUAUUUGAAAUUAACAGUAGUGUUUGGAAAGUAGCUUAUAAAGGUUUAGGUUUCUUUUUCUGCCCGACCUUACUCGCCAUUUUAGGCAUGCAGACAUCAAUUUUCUGGAUAAGCCGUAAAUGACUAUUAAAAGAAAUUGUGAUAAGUUUUAAUUUGUUGAACAAGUGAGUUAUUUUGAUACAAUGGAGAACUUUGCUUGAGGCCACCAUCAAGUCAAAAAUAUCUUUUGUUGCAAUUUGACACCUACAAUGCCUACAAAAAGUCUUUUUACACCAAUAGCAUUUGUGAUUCAUAUUUGCAGUUUCCCGUUUCUUCUCAAACAUUGUUGAAUUGCACUCCAUAGAAAUACACUCUUCGAAUAAAGGCUGUAGUUUGGGAACUAUCAAGGACGAGGUGCAAUGCUCACAUUUAUUUUGAAAAUAGAGGGGGACUUUGCUACAGGGGCGGACACUUGGUCAAAUAUUGGGGGGAAGCCUAUUGUUUUUAUAACACGACAUCACAUUUCCCAUUGUUUUAAAACAAAGGACCAUUGUCCUCUAAAGUAUUGGGGGGGGGGCGGUCGCCCCCUCGCCCCCCCAAGUGUCCGCCACUGCUUCGCUAUUUCUAUUGACGAAGUCCCCCCUCUAUUUAAAAUAGAAUAAAAAAAAAUUCAAAUUUUAAAAUAGAUCAAGAAUUGACUGAAAUUGCUUGGGUAUUCCAAUCACUUUUCGCGUGGAUAGCACCUGCAUCUUAGAUUGAUACCCCUAAUCUCGCAUGUAUUGUUCUUUGCAAUAUUUUGGCGAGUGUCAUGCAUAUUUCGCAAUAUUCUGCAUAUUCUGCGAAUUUUGACAAUGUUGUUAUGUAGUUAGCAUCAUUGUUAAUGACCAGUCCAUCAUAUCGAAGAAUAUUUAGCAUUUUUAUUUCAUAGAAGUAAUAGUUAAUGCAUGAUGUUGUGUGUUUGAAAGUCGAGGUAGAGUUAUAUUAUGAUGUCGUUGGACUAGAUUUCUGCCAAGUUGAAUUGAGUUGAAGUGACAGUAAGUUUUCUAAUUCCAGUUUUCGUUUUAUAUCAUUCUCAUGCAUAUCGUUACUAGUUACGUUGUUUGUAGUAAAUUUAAUCCAUCGGUAUUACAUUUACGCA
Rhopilema esculentum is the source of this 5461-nucleotide messenger RNA. RefSeq names its product solute carrier family 35 member F3. Lineage: Eukaryota; Metazoa; Cnidaria; Scyphozoa; Rhizostomeae; Rhizostomatidae. The record is from RefSeq and is a predicted model, not a curated record.